AUGGGUCAAGUGUUCGACGUUGAUCUACUCCCCGUCACUCUUGGAAGUUUUGAUGUGGUCAUCGGCAUGGGCUGGUUGUCCAAGCAUCAAGCAGAAAUUCUCUGUAAAGAGAAAAUCGUGCGUAUCCCUCUUCCCAGUGGGGAAUCUUUGUCGGUUCAGGGUCAUCGUAGUGAUGCCAUGGUCGGCAUCAUCUCAGCUAUGAAAGCCCAGAAGUGUCUACGAAAGGGCUACCCUACUAUUCUAGCUCUUGUUACCGAUUCACAACCCGAAGAAAGGAAGAUCGAGGACCUUCCAGUUAUUCGUUCCGGUCAGAUCGAGGCAUUGAAAGAAGAGAACAUCAAGGCUGAAUACUUGUGGGGCAUGGAAAAGCGACUUGUGGAAAGAUCUGACGGCAUUCAUUACUUUAUGGAGUGGGGUGUUGUGCGCUUUGGGAAGCGCGAAAAGCUUAAUCCGCAUUACGUUGGGCCAUUUAAAAUCUUGGAACGUAUCGGUAAAGUGGCUUACAAGCUUGAGUUACCUGCUGACCUGGGUAAUGUUCACGAUGUCUUCCAUGUUUUGCAAUUGAAGAAGUGUUUGUCUGAUGAAACACUGAUUGUGCCGUUUCAAGAACUCAAGAUUGACGACAGGUUGCUGUUUGUCGAAGAACCCAUGGAGAUCAUGGACCGGGAGGUCAAGAUGUUUGUUGAUGUUGUGUUCUUGUUUAUGUGA
This is a messenger RNA of Helianthus annuus (common sunflower), 708 nucleotides long. RefSeq lists its product as uncharacterized. Bases 1 to 708 code for a protein of 235 amino acids. NCBI's taxonomy places the organism in Eukaryota, Viridiplantae, Streptophyta, Magnoliopsida, Asterales, Asteraceae. The record is from RefSeq and is a predicted model, not a curated record. The transcript is spliced from 4 exons.